Messenger RNA from Rhizophagus irregularis DAOM 181602=DAOM 197198, 2008 nucleotides. RefSeq lists its product as uncharacterized. Gene Ontology annotation, molecular function: antiporter activity; xenobiotic transmembrane transporter activity. Lineage: Eukaryota; Fungi; Glomeromycota; Glomeromycetes; Glomerales; Glomeraceae. Gene Ontology annotation, biological process: xenobiotic detoxification by transmembrane export across the plasma membrane. The record is from RefSeq and is a predicted model, not a curated record. Gene Ontology annotation, cellular component: membrane.
CUUUACACAGCCUUUUCCCAUCUCGGAUUCUAUGUGAAACGAAAUAAAGUUACAUCAAAUUCAAAUUUGGUCAGGAUGCUGAUUAACAUGCGCCUAUGAACUUCUAAAAAAAUUAAGCUGCGUAACUUGUAUUUAAUAAUGAUUGACAUCAUUUUCCAAUCACAAGGUUAUCCGCACGUGCCUAAUAGUUAAUGCAUCUUCGAUCGGAUAAAUUUCAUUGUAUAAAUCGUCCUACCCAUUUUCUCCGUAUUGAGCUAGGACUGUGUUUUCUUCAAACGAAAAAAGAAUACUGUGUCUUCGUGCGAACAAAAAAAGAAUUAUAAGUGUUACUUAUAAUUUUUGUAUAACAAUAUGUCAACUUCAAGUGAAGAACUACGAGAAAAUGCAGACGAAACAACAGUAUUGUUACUUGAACAAAAUAAAGUUAUUGCACCUCAAAUCUAUAAAUUGGACGAAGCACUUUACAUUAUUCGGAAAGCUGUUCCAGUUUUUUUUGCUUCGUCCUUACAAUAUGUUUUUUCGGUCGCAAGUGUUUUUACAUUGGGCCACAAGGGAUAUGUAGAGUUGGCAGCAUUAUCAUUAGGUUCAAUGUUUGCUUCAGUAACCGGAAUUUCCAUAUUUUAUGGCGCAAUUUCUGCUUUAGACACUUUGUGCCCACAGGGUUACACAUCUGGGAACCCGAAAAUGGUUGGCGUGUACUUACAACGUGCCAUUAUUAUUAUUCUUCUUGGGUUCAUCCCGGUAAGUUUCAUCUGGUGGGAAUCUGGAACAAUUCUGGUUUAUUUAGGCCAAGAUGAAGAAACAUCAGCAUACGCGCAAAAAUUUUUACGCUGGUCAAUUUUGGGUGCUCCAGCCACUUUUAUUUUUUGGUGUGUCGAAAAGUUUUUACAAGGACAAGGCAUUAUGCAUGCUACGUCUUAUGUUCUUAUAAUUAUUAGCCCAAUUAGCAUUGUUUUAAAUUACGCGCUAGUUUGGUGGGAACCAAUAGCCCUUGGGUUUAUUGGUGCACCAAUAGCGAUAAACAUUUCUAAUUGGUUAAUGUUAAUUUUUAGCAUCCUUUAUAUUAAGUAUAUUAAUGGCCACCAGGCGUGGGGUGGUUGGACGCGUACAUGUCUUGAUGACUGGUCAUCUUUCAUGAGAUUAGCCAUUCCCGGAAUUUUGACGGCUUGUGCGGAUUGGUGGAUUUAUGAAUUAAUAGCGUUGGCUUCAGGCUAUUUUGGGAGUAUAUCAUUAGCAGCUCAUCGUUUAGUUCUUACCAUUGUACUUUUAUUUUUUCAAUUACCAAGAAGUAUUUCGGUAGCAACUUCAAAUAGGGUUGGUAAUUUAUUAGGAGAAGGAUUGAUAAGUAAAGCAAAAAUUACUGUCAAUAUUUCUUUAAUUCUUGCAUUUAUAAGUGCUACCUGUAGUGCAACGGGAAUAUUAAUUUUCAGGGAUUCAUUGGGGUACUUAUUUACAAAUAAAGAAGAAGUUAUAAAAUUAACCGCAACAAUUUUGCCGCUUUGCGCACUAUUUCAACCAUCAGAUGCGAUAGGUAUUAUAGGUGGAGGAAUAUUGAGGGGACAAGGGAGGCAAAAGGUUAUAUCUAUAAUUUAUUUAUCAGCAUAUUAUAAAUUUGCGUUACCAGUUGGACUUUUAUUAGCGUUUAAAUUUAAUUUUGAAUUAGUUGGACUAUGGUCAGGUGUUACCGGUGGGUCUAUUCUUAUGGGAAUUGGUAUAUUUACAGCUGUAAUAACAACUAAUUGGGAAUGGGAAGUUGAAGAAUGUAAAAGAAGAAUAAAAGUUGACUCAUUGGAAGAUGAAGUUUUAGAAGUUUGAUAACGAAAACAAUGAUAAUAUUGACGAAUACUUAAUCUAAUUAGUUAUUUUUGGCAUUAUUUAUAUUUAAUUAUUAAUUAUUUUGUCAUUUAUUUUACUUAAAUAGUGGUCUACUCAAAAUAUUGCUAAAUUCGGUAAAUACUUAGAUAUAUAAUAGGUAGUAAUUUACUUAAUUCAACUUACGAUUAAUUAA